Molecule: messenger RNA, 714 nt
Organism: Bombus terrestris (buff-tailed bumblebee)
Lineage: Eukaryota; Metazoa; Arthropoda; Insecta; Hymenoptera; Apidae
Product: zinc finger protein OZF-like
Exons: 1
Coding region: 1-714 (237 amino acids)
Biological process (GO): regulation of transcription by RNA polymerase II
Molecular function (GO): RNA polymerase II cis-regulatory region sequence-specific DNA binding; DNA-binding transcription factor activity
Source: RefSeq, a predicted model, not a curated record
AUGAUUGCUCACUUAGUACAGAAUCACGAAGAUUCAGGCGAUAAUAGAUCAACCAGUAAUAGGAAAUUCGCCUGCAUUAUUUGUGGUCUUAUCUGUUCUCGAAAGGAAACUUUGAGAUCUCACUUUGUACGAAAACACACACAGCUUUAUGAGUUCUCCUGUGAGCAAUGCGGCAAGGAAUUCAAGAUCAAAGGUGAUUUAACGACACACAUGAGACUGAAUCACAAAGAACCUCCUGUGAUAUGCGACGUUUGUGGCAAAACUUGUAAAAACAGUCACAGUCUGUAUACUCAUCAGAAACACGCUCACUAUAAAGCGAAAUACGAGUGCCCGGUGUGUCACAAGAGAUUGGUGACCAAAGAGAACUUAGAUCAGCACGUGUUGACUCAGCACGAAAAGAAAGAGAAGUCUGUCUGCGAAGAAUGUGGGAAAACAUUCUUUGAAAAUCACGAUUUCAGGAAACACAUGAGGAUACACACUGGGGAUAAACCGUAUAGCUGUUCUGUUUGUGCCAGAGCGUUUACUACUCAUAGCAGUUUGAGUCAGCAUUUACUGUUGCACACAGGAGAAAGGAUUUAUGUCUGCGACGUGUGUGGAAAAUCGUUUGCUCAGAAGGCUGGUCUUAUAUGUCAUAGGAAGAUCCAUUCUGGAUCAUUGCCUCCUCUUCCUGUCAUGCAUAUCGAUCACAUCCUAAAAGACUUCAUGAAGAAAUGA